AUGUCCUUUUUGUCGAUCCAACGAAUCGAAAUCUGAAAAUCAGAGACAAGAGCGAAGGAGGAAAGGGAAGAGAGAGAGAGAGAGAGAGGGAAUGGCGGGAGCUGUAUCUCUGAAGAUCGGAGAUGGAACUGCAAGAUUCAAGAGAGCAUCGCUCUGUUCAUCAGCUCUGAACAUUGUUAUGCUCUUCUCAGUCCUCACUACCAAUCUCUUCGCCCUCUAUGCCUUCACUUCAUCACCAAACCCUCACCAUCAUCACCACCACAAGAACAUCUCCCUCAUUUCCGAACAUGUCUCUCUCAUCCUUCGCGAAAUCGAAUUCUCCCAAAAGAAGCUCUCUCAGAUGGAGAAACAGAUCCUUGGUUACCAAAACCUCGAUCUUUCACUUCCCAAUCUUCCCACCGAACUCACUUCCUUCCUCCGCCGCCAUACUCUCCCCCUCGGCAAGGAUUCCCGCUCCGGCAUUACCGAGCUCGUCGCCUCCGUCGCCCACUCCUGCGCUUCUUCCAUCCAUCUCCUCUCCCAGUACAUGAAUUACAAGCCCGGCGGUGCUUGCCCCGACGACUCCCAUCUCGCCCAGAAGCUCGUUUCGCAUGGCUGCGAGCCUCUGCCUCGCCGGAGAUGCUUCGCUCCGGUGGUCUCUAAGGCGGGCCGCCUCUUUCGUUUCCCUCUUUCGCUCUGGGCCAACGUCAGCGAUCAGGUUGUUGCCAGCUGGACUGGGUUUUCUUGCAAGGGCUUCCGCUGCUUGAAUGGGAAGAAACUGGGCGGGGAUUGCAUCGGUUGCUUUGAUCUGACCGAUGGUGGUCUUGAGAAGCAGAGGUGGAUCAAAGCCAGGGGUAAGAAUGAUUUCGUUAUCGAUGAUGUGUUGGCAAUGGGGGGUGGGAAUAUCAGGAUUGGGUUUGAUCUUGGAGGCGGGUCUGGGACCUUUGCGGCUCGAAUGGCAGAGAGGAAUGUUACUGUAGUUACUCGUGCGCUGAAUGAGAAUGCGCCUUUCAAUGAGUUCAUUGCUGCCAGGGGGCUCUUCCCAAUCUUUGUGACGUUUGACCAGAGGUUUCCGUUUUAUAAUGGUAUCUUUGAUCUGGUCCACACGUCGAAUGGUCUUGGCGACAUGGCCCGACCGGAGAAGUUGGAAUUCUUGAUGUUUGAUGUUGAUAGGAUUCUGCGGGCAGGGGGCCUGUUUUGGUUGGAUAACUUCCAUUGUGUUGAUGAAGAGCGGAAGAAGACGGUCACACGGUUGAUCGAGCGGUUUGGAUAUAAGAAGCUGAGGUGGGUCGUAGGAGAGAAGGUUGACGGUUCAGGAACUGGGAAGCCUCAGGUUUACAUGUCAGCUGUUCUGCAGAAGCCAGUUAGAGGAUGACUGAAAAGGUAUGGUUACUCUCUUGAUUUUUAAGUUUUCCUUGGAGGGAACAGGGCGAUUCUAUUGCUUAGCAUCUGUAUGAACUAGCUGUUCUGUUCUAUGUGGAGUACGGGCGAUCUCUUCUCUGUCCAAAAAGAGGCGACAGAAGGGGAUAUCCUGUUGGUAUGCUAGUUUAAGUUAGGUUGGCCAAGUUCUAUGUUUUAUGUGUUUUUUGGUUUCUUUGAUAAAUGGGGAAUAUGGAUGUAUCCAUCUUGGUGAGAGUGAGGAAUAUGGAUGUAUCCAUCCUGAUGGGAGUGAUUUUCAAGGAUCCUCGAAGCAUAAACAAUAUACGGAUCACAUCAGGUAUUUAUUUGGACAAUGUACCUUCCAUCAAUGGAAAUUGGACUUGUUAUCGUUACAAACCAAUGGAGACAUUUGGUUGAUGCUGUGAAAUAAGAUAUGAAUCUAUUAUCAUC
Messenger RNA from Magnolia sinica, 1809 nucleotides. RefSeq names its product probable methyltransferase At1g29790. The transcript has a single exon. The record is from RefSeq and is a predicted model, not a curated record. Gene Ontology annotation, molecular function: methyltransferase activity. The coding region runs from base 92 to 1354 and encodes 420 amino acids. NCBI's taxonomy places the organism in Eukaryota, Viridiplantae, Streptophyta, Magnoliopsida, Magnoliales, Magnoliaceae.